This is a messenger RNA of Tympanuchus pallidicinctus (lesser prairie-chicken), 5467 nucleotides long. RefSeq names its product ventricular zone expressed PH domain containing 1 (gene VEPH1). Gene Ontology annotation, cellular component: plasma membrane. The record is from RefSeq and is a predicted model, not a curated record. Gene Ontology annotation, molecular function: phosphatidylinositol-5-phosphate binding. The transcript is spliced from 13 exons. NCBI's taxonomy places the organism in Eukaryota, Metazoa, Chordata, Aves, Galliformes, Phasianidae. Gene Ontology annotation, biological process: regulation of signal transduction. The coding region runs from base 557 to 2674 and encodes 705 amino acids.
AACUAAUUCCAAUUCCAUAUCAAAGCUCCGAGCAUUUUUACUCAAGCUGCUGCAGCAGUUAAUCUUUGUGAAGAAUUUGUUCUGAUCUGUUUUUGAGUUCUGGAGUUGGGGAAAACGGAGAGAAGAUAUUUGUUUGCUUGAUUCCACAUGACAACUCCAGGGUAACUGAAUAGACUGUACGGUUGGUUUGACAAGGCUGCGCCCGCGCCAGCAGCCUCACAUACCAGAGACCGGGGGAUGGAAGGGGAACUGACAGCCCUAAUGGAUUUUAUCAGAAUUUCUCUAAAGACCGACAAUUUGCCUUCAAUUAUUAAUGUUUUUCCGAGGUUUCUCUUCUGAGAGGCAUCCCAAGCACUUCGUGCCAUCCAGUCUGCAGAGCAUGGCAGCACAUCUGUGAGAUUAUGGCUGAGGAAUGAAGUCUUGAAAUAUGCUGCAGAUUUAUUCUUCGUGUUGAAUGGACGGCUGAUGGACAGGAUUGUUUCUGUUUUGCCCUCAUCUAACUCCUUCGAGCACAUGGUGUGUGCAGAGGCCUGGCUGAGUGGCAGCAAGUGCCACCAUGCACCAUUUAUUUGGGCUGGUUUUGGCACAAAGGGACCUUUCACGUGCAGGGGAUCUUUUCUCCUUGGAAGAUGCUGAAAUCGAAGGAAGCCUCUCUGAAGCUCUUGAACAAAUAAGGACAAUUAGUUCAUCUGCUGACUACCAAACCAAUGACAACGACCAGGCCGUUGUGGAAAUCUGCAUCACUCGCAUCACCACUGCCAUCAGGGAGACGGAGACCAUAGAGAAGCAUGGGAAAGCCCUGGUGGCUCUCUGGGAGUCGUGUCUGGAGCACAAUCUGAAGCCUUCUGGCAAAGACGAGGACACGCCGCAUGCGAAAAUUGCAUCUGAUAUCAUGAGCUGCAUCUUGCAGAAUUACAGCCGCCCUUCGGUGAUGGCCCUGGCCGUCCCAGUGGCAGUGAAAUUCCUUCAGAGGGGCAAUAAGGAGCUGUGCAGAAACAUGUCGAGUUACCUCUCCCUGGCUGCCAUUGCUGAAGCAGAGCUGCUGGCUGAUCACACAGAUGCCAUUGUCAAAAGUGUCCUUCAAGGGAACUCGCUGCUGCUGCGUGUCCUGCCUGCCCUAUAUGAGAAGCAGCCACAGCCGAUGGCGCACCGCCUGCCCGAGCUUCUGGCACUGAUGGGCCACCUGCAGCCAUCCGAGCAGCAGCACCUCCUGCGGCUGCUCCAGCUCAUGGCACGGAGGAAAGAGCUCGGGGUGCUGAAAGAAUGUAUUCUGUGUCUGUUGGGGCUUGUGAGAGACCCCAACCACAGUGACAUUAUCCUAAACAUACUGACAGAAGUAUCUGGCUAUGACCCAACGGCCUUGGCUGCGUUUCUUCCAGAGCUAAAAGAAAUUGGUGAGAGUUUCCCACAUUUGAUUGGGCAAACAGCGAAGAUCUUUGGGGCUGUUGGACGCGUUGAUGAGGAGCAAGCCAGGAAGUGCCUGAUGUAUUUGGUGAACCAGCUGGCCAACAUGGAGCACUCUUUUCACCACAUCCUUUUGCUGGAAAUUAAGAGUCUCACUGACACGUUCUCUGGCAUCUUGGGCACCCAGAGCAGAGACAUCUACCGCAUGAGCAACAGCUUCACUGCCAUAGCCAAGCUCCUGGUCAGGCAGCUGGAGAACAGCAGCUCAGCAUCAGCCAGGACAGAAAAUGAUACAGACACGGUAUCCCCUGUGCCACUGGGCAAUUUAAAAUCUGUUGUGAAUGGAAAUGAAGAAGAUGAAAAACUUCAAGAGAAAAUACAGGCUUUUGAAGAAAAAAUAAAUAUUGACACCAGUACCCCUGGCUCAGUGAGAAGAUACAGCUUAGGCCAGGUUUCUAAAGAAGAAAGGAAGGAUAUGAGAUUUAACAGGUCCAAGAGCCUGGCUUUGCAUGCAGUCCGCAUGAAGGGGGUGAACACAGACAGCGGGCGAGACGAGGAGAAUGGGGAUGUAACAGCUGGGAUCUCCUUCACCGAGAUCUACGACAGCCAAGAAAAUGACAAGUUGCCUUUCAGUGUCGAUGCUGAAGAAAUGCAACUGGGAAAUUCCUUGGUUUCACACCAGAGUAUCGAUUGCACAGAAUCAGAAGGUUCUCCAGCACCUGCUGGAGGAGAGGCCCAGGAAGGAAGCGUGGUGCUGGGGAAGGGUCCUGCGGAGUGCCACGACAAGCUCUACCUGCACUUGAAGGAAAACCUGGGUAAAGUGAAAGCAUACGUCAUGGAGAUGGGGAGGAGGAUUCCCGUCCCUGACCACUGUGUUAUUGAAGAUACCAUGAGAAGCUGUGUAGCAAAGCUGUUCUUCAGCUGUCCCCUGAAGGGCCACUACUGCCUCUACAGCAAAUCCAGCUUCACACUGCUCAGCCAUCAGCCUCCACUGUGGAUCCACAUCAUGUUCCUCUUCCAGCAGAGCCUGUUUGCUGAACCUUUGUCAAUGCAGAGUAGUUCAGUGCAAGUCCUCAAGGCCCUAUGGGAGAAGACACAGCUCAAGGGGACACACAGUUUUGAAACUGCCAUGAUCCAGUCUACAUUCCCACACCAAAAGUCCCCAGCGCGCUGGUUGCACAAUCCUGCUGCUCUCAGAGAGGCAUUCAGCCUGUUUGGGGAACUCCUGGCACUGCCCAACAGGAAGAGCAUCUCCCAGUUCCUGAAGUAGUGGGGCUGAAAAAUGAGAUGCUGAUCACUUGUGACGGAAUGGAUGGGCAGAGGGAGCUCCAGGAGAUGCUGGUUAUGGGAAGAGCUCCGGAGGCCAAGGACUGUUGGACUGAUGUGAUGCACCUGAAGGGGAAUGGCUUCGGCGGUGCUCCCCGCAGCGUGCUGCUGCAACUACUUCCUCCAUUUUUGUUUUGCAUGUAAUGUAGAAUCUGAAUUUGGGUUCCGUGAUGUUUCUGUUGAGCAACUGUGUGAAGUUUGAUGGAGCUCUCAUGGACGGGGACCUGGGCCUGCUGGGUGGAAGGAGGGUUCCUUUACCUUUAUCUGCCAAAACCUGAUGGGAACACUCAUGGUGUGACCCAGCCAUCGCUCUGCCCAGCAGGCUGUGCUUCCCAAAAACCUAAUGCUUUGGUGUCCAAAGUCUUCCUGUCACCAAUGGACUCCAAAAUAGCGAAUGAUUUGACAAAACAAUUGCUGCUAUUAAUCCCGCUCCUCUUCUAAUAGCACAGAAAGCAGAUUUCUGGAUGCUUUCCUUUAAAAUGUUUUGAAAUCUCUUGAUGACGUUUGGAAUACGCUGAGAAUGAACACCGUGUUCUCUACCCAAGUCUACCCACCCCGUGUUACAGCACUGUUCGAAUGGCUGUGCCAGAACUGGGGAUGCUGCUGGUGAUGUGGGAGCACGCAGGGAACACUGCAGGCUGGCAGCCAGCAGGCACCCAGCAAAGCCAAUGCUGUGACCUCUGCUCCACUAUAAAUCAAUGCAGACGUUUCCUUGAUGCGUGUUCGAAAGAGUGUUGCAAACCAGCAGGAAAAGCUAUUGCACCAGUGAUUUAUCCCAAAGUAAAUUCUGAGCAGUAUUUCCAGCUUCACCUCGCUGUCGGAAUUCAGAACUGGGCCAACCAGUGUGUGCAAGGAAUUGCAGCAGAUGCCUUGCAGUGAGAAUGCCCGUAUUGCUGGGCAGUGCUGUCCCAAAAGCCAAAUGGACAACGGGAUCGUGCCACAAAAAAUAUUGAUUCAACACAGCUCAAAACGUGCCGGGAGUAAAGUGCUUCCAGAUGUGCAUCCCUACAGAUCUCCAUUCCGCUGCCUCUCUGCUCUCUACCCAGGAGUACGAAGGCUGUGCUGGUUGCAGCUGUGCAGAGUGUGUUGUGUUGCAUCGUGGUGUGUCAGAGCAGACAUUUGGUUCCCUCUGAGUGCCUCUUGCUGAGCAGCUUUGCAGGGGAAUAAUUCACAUUUUUAAGCCACUGUUGGCUCUGUCCUUCUCUGCUCUUUGUCUGCCUUCUCCCUCUGUGCAGCAGAAUGAGGUGCUGCGUUCUCACAGUGCGGUCACUGACGUUUCCCAGAUGAUGGAGGGCAGGAUGAGAUGCAUCUCUCCUCUCCAGUGAGUCAUUUUCCCCAUGCUUCAUCUCCCAGAAUCAGCUCCUUGUUUUGGCAUACAAGGAAUACAGAGUGAAAAAGGACAACGGCUGCCUCAGUAUUUCCCCAACAUUUGCCUUUCACAUGGCUCAUUGAAGACGUUGGAAGGUUUCCCUCAGGAUCCCAGGCUUGUUGUUCAGCUCCAUCCUCACAGUGCCCUGCACAGACCCACUGGGAGCAGUGCCCCAUGUGCUUUGUCCACCUCACAGCCCCCAGGUGGGUGGGAGGAUGGUAGGGGAGGCUGUGCACCUCUCCCAUUGCACAGCACAGCAGCCAGACACGCUCCUGAGCUGCAUGCAGUUCCUCUUCAGGGGGCAGUAAGCACCUCAGCAAUGCAGACAGAGCAAUGCAACCACAUUGUGCUGUGAUGUGCAGUGCCCUGGGGCAGGGCACACAGCCCUUCCUGCCCCAGCAGAUAGAAAAGGUGAGAAUAGCACAGCUCCCCUUUGCUCAGUGGGGUGAGCCCAUAUCCCUGGCAGCACAGGGUUUUGUUCCCAUCUACUGCAUGAAUUCUUGUUUUCUUUGGGCUGUGCUGCAGACUGGUGAUGCUCCUGAGGAAACAAGCAGGAAUGUUUUCUGAGCCUUCCUGCCUGCUCCUUCUGCACAGAGAGCAUUGUGGUGGUUGUUAUCUGACGUCCAUUUAAAUGUGAGGUCAUCAUCUUUAUAAAAAUUAAAUGGUGGGCUUUAAAUGACAACAAAUUACACCAUGUUUUAAUGGCCUCAGACAGAGCAUCUCCUGGCUCCUUCUGGAGCUGCAGCUGAGCUUUCUGCAGGCCUUUCAUAGAGUCAGGCAUCACCUUGGCUUUUUGGCCCAGCCCUCACUUUGCUGCCUGCUCUCAGUGGAAGGAUAGCAUCACAUGUACCAGGAUGUGUUUUGUGCAGGAUAAAUCCAUCCUGUUGUUGCUUCAUUUCUGGAAACAUUCACAUUGACAUUUUAAAAUGUUAUUAUUAUAGUGCUUCUUGUAUGGGGCGUGGGUUCAGAACUUUCUUCCUUAUAAACAACAACAACAACAAAAAGAGAACAGAAAAAGGUUAAGAGCAGCCACUCCCUCUGGUUGCACUGGGAACCCAUGGACAGAUCUGACCUGUCAGACAGGAGGUCCCCAGCAUGUGGAACCACUGCCCUGGGGGUCCUGGAGAACACUGAGGGCUGGAGGAAAGAAGGAGCUCAGCUGUGGGCUCUGGUGGAAGGGAGGUGGAAAGCACUCAGCCCCACAAUUUGCUUCUAGAGAGCUGUUGCAGUGGGUGCUGCCAAUGGCAGAGAGAGAUGUCCUGCUCAGCAAUUUACCUGGGCAGGCUGUUUUUCAGCAUGAGACCAGUGAGAGAGGGCACUUGUCAGCUCCUGCUGUGAUGCAGGGUCCUGAAGCAUAAGGGGGUUUGG